UUUCCCGGCAGGCCGCGCGCCAACGCCGCCGGCGGCGGGACUGGGACUGCCGCGCUGGCCACGGGAGAGUGACCCCGUCAGCGUUGGUUCCAGUCGUGGCGAUGGCUUCGUUCGUGACGGAGGUUCUGGCACACUCGGGGAGGCUGGAGAAGGAGGAUCUGGGCACUCGGAUCAGCCGCCUGACCCGGCGGGUGGAGGAGAUUAAGGGUGAGGUGUGCACCAUGAUCAGCAAGAAGUAUAGUGAAUUCCUGCCUAGCAUGCAAAGUGCACAGGACCUGGUUACCCAAGUGGAUAAGCUAUCUGAGGACAUUGACUUGCUGAAAUCUAGGAUAGAGAGUGAGGUCCGCCGGGAUCUUCAUGUGUCAACUGCUGAAUUUACAGAUUUGAAGCAACAGUUGGAAAGAGACUCGGUAGUUCUGAAUUUGCUUAAACAGCUGCAAGAGUUUUCUUCUGCUAUUGAAGAAUAUAACUGCGCAUUAACAGAGAAGAAGUAUGUUACUGCUGCUCGGUGUCUGGAAGAGGCACAGAAAUGCUUGAAGUUACUAAAAUCCAGAAAAUGCUUUGAUUUAAAAAUGUUGAAAUCUCUCAGCAUGGAGCUCACAGUACAGAAACAGAACAUACUCUAUCACCUUGGAGAAGAGUGGCAGAAGCUGAUUGUAUGGAAGUUCCCGCCAUCAAAAGAUACCAGCAACUUGGAAUCUUGCCUACAAACAGAACUUCAUUUAUGCAUUGAACAAUCUCAGAAAGAAGAGAAGACUCCUGGGCCACCAAUCAGUUCAGUGCUCUUGGCAUUUUCUAUUCUUGGGGAGCUACAAAUGAAGCUUAAAUCAUUUGGUCAGAUGCUGCUGAAGUAUAUCCUUAGGCCUCUGGCAUCUUGCCCAUCUCUUUAUGCUGUGGUAGAAAGCCAGCCUAACAUCAUUAGUAUUCGUUUUGAAUCUGUGAUGACUGACUUGGAACAUCCAUCACCUUCUGAAGUUUUUGCAAAGAUCAGACUAGUACUGGAAGUGCUCCAGAAACACCUUCUAGACUGGACUGUGCACCCAUCGUUUGAGGAAUGGUUGAGCCAUACUAUGGUGCAUUAUGUAGCCAUGAAAAAGAAAUGAAGGAGACCUAGAUAUGUUGACUUGAGAUGGCCAUGGUCUACUUUGAAGUCAUAAAAAAGUUAAGUGUAAAAUCUAUGGCAUGAGUCCUUUUUUGUUGUUGUUGGCAUGAACCCAAUUUAUAAAAAAGAAAGCAGUCCCUUAUAUGAGGAUUGUGUUAGUUUGCUAACACAAUGCCACAGGCUGUGUGGCUUGAACAACAGAAAUUAAUUUUCUUCCACUUUUGGAGGCCAGAAGUUCCAAGAUCAAGGUAUUAGCAGAUUUGGUUUCUCCUGAGCCCUGUGUCCCUACCUUGCAGACAGCCUCUUACCGGUCUGUCCUGUGUAAGUGUGCAUCCUGGUGUUUCUUCUCUUCUUAUAAGGCCACUAGUCAUACUGGAUGAGGACCCCUCCCUUAUGACCUCAUUUAACCUUAAUUACCUCUUUAAGGCCAGACCCUAUCUCCAAAUCCAGUCACAUUGGGGGUUAAGGCUUCAACAUAUGAAUUAUCAGCGGGGAGAGUAUACAGUUCUGUACAAUUCAGUCCAUUUCAAGUAUGUGUGUGCAUUUGGCAAUUCAGAUGUGUGUGUGUGUGUGUGUGUGUGUGUGUGUGUGUGUGUAUGUUUGAUUCAUAUAUAUGUGUGUGUAUUUGGCAACUCAUAUAUAAAUAUAUGUAGUAUGAAUGUAAGGGAGGAAGAAGACAAACCAAACUUAACGUUGGUCACUUGGGCGUGGAGAGAGAAGCUUGUGGAUAUGGAGAGGGAAGAUUUGGCUUUUUCUUUAUAAACCUUGGUGGUUUGGGGCUUGUCAUAAUAAGCAAGUUUUGCUUUUGCCGUGAUGAUUUUCUAGAAAAUGUCAACUACAGAUUUCUACCAAGGAGCAGAAACUCUGAACAUACAAAUAACUCUAGAAGAAAUUUGAAAGAUUGUUAAAGACUUGCCACUAAAAAGGCUACCAUCAGGCACAGAAAGUUUAUGGCUAAAAAUUCUGUGGAUUCUUCAAAUUAUAGAUAAUGCCUGUGUUAAUCAAGCCCUUUUGGUCAAUAGAAAAAGUUGAUUAUGUCCUACUUAAUUUUUUAAAAGCCAGCAUAAACGUAAUAUGAAAAUGUACAUUUUGUGAUAGUUUACACAUAGAGAAAACACUAUAAAAUGAUUUUACUUUUGGCUUAUAAAUGUAAACAUUUACAAAAUAUAGUAAGUUAAAGCCAACAGUACUGUUAAAAAGGACACAUUGUUUAUUCUAGGAGUGCAAAGGUAGUUUAGCAUAAGAAACAUAUCAACCAGUUUAUUAUAUCAGCAUAUUAAAAGGGAUUAUAUCAUUAGAUAUGGCAAACAUUAUGACAAAAUUCAGUACCCUUUCCUAAUAAAAAACUAAGUAAAAUAAGAAUAGAGUACUUUUUAAUAGUGUGGUGAAAUAUUUAUGAUAUUUGCUGAAAAUGUCUCUUGUCUGUUUUAUUAUCUUCAAAAAAAAGCAGGUUCGUUUGUUUUGCUUUGUGUUAGUGAAUUGCAGUUACCAUUUAUUGUGAAAUUUAUGACGUAUUUUCUCCAGUCCCUCUUUGUUUUCCCUUUACUGUUCCAAUGAUUCUAUUGGCUUUUGCAUCUUCACUUAAUCCUGCAUCGGUAGUAUACCUUGUCCAUAGUUAUCUCCUUUAAACUUAGAGAAAUAAUUAUGUCAUAAUUAAAAUAGUUAUUUUGACUUAAUUGCCUUUUACAAUUUAUAUAGGUAUCAUUGCAACUUGUGCUGUAUGCAUAAAUAUUCAGAUAAACAUUACGGUGUUACAUUGGUGCAUAGUCAACAAAUAAUUGGAAUGGAAUGAAUCUGUUUACACCAAGUGGAUUGGUCAUGUGUGUGUGCAGUGCUGGAGGGGAUACGUGUGCCCGCCACAGACACAGCAAGUGUGACAAUAGCUGACGCGGCGCAAUGGUUAAAGUGAAAUGAAGUCUUAGCCAAACAACGAAGUUGUGUUUAAUAGAAAACUACACUUUUUUUUUUAACUUUAAAAUUUUUGUUCAAACAAUGUUCAGAGGUCCCAUGUCCCCUUCCACCAUCUUCCCCGGUGUUGACAUCUUGUAUACCUGUAGUACAAUAUCAAAACCAGCAAAUUGACUGUGGUCCGAUUCACAGAGCUGAUUCACAUUUCACCGGUUUUACCUGCAGUCAUUUGUAUGUGUGGAUAGUUCUGUGCAGUCUUAUCACGUGUGGAUCCACGUAGCCACCCCCACAAUCAAGAUACGGCACUUUGCUCUUGCCACAGGCUGCUCUGGGCGACCCCUUUAUAAUGACACACCCUCGCUUCCAUUUUUAAGCUGAAAUUGAAGUCAAUUAAAAAAAAAAUUAGUUCCUCAGUCACACCACCAUUCAAGUGCUCAGCAGCAAAGUGUGGCUGGUGGCUAUCAUAUUGGGCAGUACAGGCCUAGGCUUUAGACAUUGUAAGGUUCUCAAGGCUCUAAGAUAAUAUGCUCACUUUCUUUUAAGGUUCUUAUCCCCUAAGGUCUUCCUUGGUGAAUCAGAACCAGGUUAAAAAUAGCUGGUCUCUUUUCUGGUUCCUCUUCUCUCUACAUUGGUCCCUGAUUCUUCACUAUUAUUUAAUUAAUUAAUAGUUUAUUUUAAAUAUAACCCCAU
This is a messenger RNA of Leopardus geoffroyi (Geoffroy's cat), 3700 nucleotides long. It is a transcript of the gene ZW10, whose product is annotated as zw10 kinetochore protein. Gene Ontology annotation, cellular component: nucleus; RZZ complex; chromosome, centromeric region. Lineage: Eukaryota; Metazoa; Chordata; Mammalia; Carnivora; Felidae. The transcript has 8 exons. Gene Ontology annotation, biological process: mitotic cell cycle; mitotic spindle assembly checkpoint signaling; endoplasmic reticulum to Golgi vesicle-mediated transport. The record is from RefSeq and is a predicted model, not a curated record. The coding region runs from base 102 to 1103 and encodes 333 amino acids.